GGUUUGCAAAAAAUUUCGAUGCUUUGUGUUUAUUUCAAAGCUUUUCUGUUUCAGUUUCUUCUCAUUCUCUCAAUUCAUAUUAUGGCUACCAUUACAUACAAGAAAAAGGUUAAUACUUCUCACAUUCCAUAUGAACUCGCUUUAUCCAUACUCUCUAAAUUGCCUCUUAAACCUCUAAAACGAUUCACAUGUGUUCAAAAAUCAUGGUCUCUUUUAUUUCAAAACCCUAAUUUCACGGACAUGUUUCACGCGAAUUUCUUCGUAUUUAAACCUAAUGAGGAGUAUGAAAACACCUCUCUUCUCUUAAAGAUUAUAAUUGAAGUCGACGAUGUAUUGUCCAAGCUUUCUGGUGAUAGGUUUGAGGAUAUGGUGAUAAUAGAUUGGCCACCUCCUUUUGAAGAGGAUCAUAACUAUGUGGAAGUGUUAGGUUCUUCCAGUAUUAAUGGCGUUCUUUGUCUCUAUCAAGAUCAUGGCAAUGAAUCACCAACUGUGUUAUGGAAUCCUGCUACCACGGAAUUCAAGCUGGUUGUCUUUGCCGGAGAAGGAUAGUUCUUUUUGGGAGCUUUUAAUGGAUGACGAUGACAUGUGUUGGUGGAACGUAGAGUACGUAGAUAUUUGCGACCCUCUAUGGGAGAUAUAUAGCCUAAAAAAUAACAGUUGGAGGAAACUAAAUGACAUCGAUAUGUCAUUGCCUUGGCGAUGUCAUUCUCUGGUUAAUUCAAAUUAUCAAUUGUGCCAUUUUUUGGAGUUUGAAGAUAAAAUGUUUUCGUUCGACUUUAGCAAUGAGAAAUUCAUUCCAACAGUUUUACCUUCAGAAUCAGAUUUCAAGUAUCAAGGUAGGUACCAACACCUCCUGAUAUUAAAUGAGUCGGUUGCUUUCCUUUGUUAUGAUGGCGAAAAUGAUUAUCAUAUGUGGAUUCUGGGUAAACUCGAUGUAAAAGAAUCAUGGACUAAAUUCUUAAUUAUAAGACAUCCAGAUGACAUUGGAUAUCCUAUUGGAGCGUGGAAGAACGAAAUAUUCUUCACAGCUGGUCAUAAGAUAGCCCGGUAUAAUUUAACUACCCAAAAAUUUGAAGAAAUUGAAGCUUACGUAUGGAAAGUUAUGAUUUAUAAGGAAGUUCUUGGUUCUGUUGAAGGAUUGAAUGAUUAAUUUUGUUGUAGUCUAAUCUCAUGGCAUUCAACCAAGAGGUUUAAGGCAUAUUUACCAGAUUUUGGAUUUUAGUAUAAGAUGAAUGAUAUAAAAAAUUGUCUUGUCGAUCAGUUUCAAAUUUUUAUUGAUUAUCAAAUAUUGGUAUAACUGUUUUGGUUUA
Molecule: messenger RNA, 1310 nt
Organism: Lathyrus oleraceus (garden pea)
Lineage: Eukaryota; Viridiplantae; Streptophyta; Magnoliopsida; Fabales; Fabaceae
Product: putative F-box protein At4g38870
Exons: 2
Coding region: 19-549 (176 amino acids)
Molecular function (GO): protein binding
Source: RefSeq, a predicted model, not a curated record